UUUACCAGUAGUUAAAAUGGCUACUGUUAGGUGUUUAUUAGCACUUGCUGCCAGCAAAGGAUGGAACUUACAUCAGCUAGACAUAAACAAUGCUUUCUUACAUGGGGAUUUGCAUGAAGAAAUCUAUAUGAAGAUGCCCGAAGGAAUGUCUAAUCCUCAUAAUCUUGUCUACAAGCUUAAAAAGUCUCUUUAUGGACUUAAACAAGCUUCAAGACAAUGGUUUGCUAGAUUAACCCUUGAAUUGGAGAAUUCUGGUUUCAAAAAAUCUCUGAAUGAUUAUUCCUUGUUUCUUAAACAAGAUGAAUCUGAUACUAUGAUUCUUGCAGUCUAUGUUGAUGAUAUUGUGAUAACUAGCACAAAUGAAGCUUCUAUUCUGGCUUUAAAGGCACACUUACAUUCUGUCUUUAGCAUCAAGGAUCUGGGCAGAUUACACUAUAUCCUUGGUAUUGAAGUUCUUCAUUUAUCCCAGGGAAUAAUUCUCACUCAGAGAAAGUUUUCAAAGGAACUGAUCACUGAAUCAGGGUUUGAUGUCUCUAAGGUUGCUAAGACACCUCUUCCUCAAUCUUUAAAAUUGGUGUCACAUCAAGGUGACUUUUGUUCUAAUCCUGCUCUUUACAGACAGCUUGUGGGAAAAUUGAAUUUUCUCACACAUACAAGGCGAGAUUUGUCCUUUGCUGUACAAUCCUUAAGUCAGUUUAUGCAUCAGCCAAGGAUUCAGCAUAUGCAGGCUUUACAUCAUGUCUUAAGGUAUGUUGCUCAUACUUUAAGACAGGGUAUUCUUCUCCAAGCUACAGCACAGCUCACUCUCAGAGCUUAUUCAGACUCAGACUGGGGCUCUUGUCCUAAUAGCAGAAGAUCAGUAACAGGCUACAUUAUGUUGCUUGGGAAUUCUCCUAUUUCCUGAAAAUCUAAGAAACAAGGGACAGUUUCUAUGUCAUCUAUUGAGGCUGAGUAUAGAGCCAUGGCAGCAGCAUCUACAGAAGUUACUUGGUUGGUUAGGCUUCUUAUGGAGCUAGGAAUUGCUGAUUUGAAGCCUGUGAAGCUGUCAUGUGAUAAUCAAUCUACUAUUCAGAUUGGAAAGAAUCCCGUCAUGCACGAAAGAACCAAGCACAUUGAACUGGACUGUCACUUUACUCGAGAAAAGGUUCUAAAAGGAUUAAUUGAACUGUCCUAUCUUCCUUCUCAGGAACAAUUGGCUGAUCUGUUUACAAAAGAUCUGCCUGCUCAUCAACACAACUAUUUGAGUUCCAAGCUAGGUCUGGUUGAUUCCACCACUCCUAGCUUGAGGGGGGGUAUUGAAGCAUCUCAGUAUAGCCAGCUAUUUCCACCUUGAUGCAGCUUGGCCAUGUCAGCAAAAGUUAGUUAUAACUAACUGAUUCCAGAACCUUCCUCUGUAACAAACUACUUUGCUUAUUGUAAUAGCUAGUAUAAAAGCUAAUUAGUUGUGCUCAUGCUUAUGUAAUGAUCAGAAUAUUAUUCUCUAAAAAUGAUCAAUACAAUUCUCUCUCUUUCUCUCUCUAAAAGCUUCGUGUUCCUCAAGUUUGUUGUUCUUCAAUAUUAGGAUAGUUUUCAAAUGGUCAUAAUAAAAAAAAAAAAAUUGUGGUCAUUGUAUUGAACCAAAUCACAACCAUUCAUUUUAUAUUGACUAAUAUAAAUGUAAUCUAUAUCAACGGUUUGUAUUAGUCAACAUAAAUGAAUGGUUGUGAUUAAAUUUAAUAUAAUGGCAACAAUUAUAUUAUACCCACUCAAAAGUCAUCCAUUAUGUUAAGCAUGAAAAUUGAAAAAGACCAAGCACUUACCAUGACGACAACCUUCUCCUGCGAUGAACCCAUCACCGGUGAAACCCGGAUGACACCGACGUCGAAACCCGGAAUCUCCAACAUGACUACAAGAAGCACUUGGUUGACAACGGCACGUACCGGUAAGCCACCAACCUACCUCAACCGCUUGAUACUCAACCAUGAGUCGGAAUCAUAAACAACUACAGACGAAAACAGGGAUUGACAUCUAGUACCAAUAACAUCUUCGUACCUCAAAGUAGUAGAACUCUCCUUAGCAUAACAACUCAAAAUUCCCCUCCUUCCUUUACACUUCGAAAACCUGCUCUCAACCAAGUUCGGAAUCACACACUUGUAUAAUGGCGUGACACAGUUUUGCAAAAGUAAACUGUUUUGUGCAGUUAAAGCGUAGUUUGUUCCGAAAAGAUGUCGGAUUUGGUUGAUCGGACGGCUGCAAUUUGGAGAGAGACUGAGUAUGAUGGAAUUCCAUGUUAUGUUUUUAAUAUCAUAACCUAGGAAUUCCAUUCUACCGUUGGACGUGCAAUUCAGUUGAAACUCGCAAUUUUCGGAGAAUCCGAAAGGGUAGUUUAUUGUUGUUCCGUUGCAUGAUCUGAUGCAUUUUGUUGGAUUUGUGAUCGGUUUUGCGAUUGAUAUGAAAGUCAAAAGUAUCACUAACAUUAAUAUUCUUCUUUAUUUUUUGAGGUAGUUUGCAUAUUUCUUUUGUUUGAGACUUGGGUUACAGCACUAGAGAACAAGGUUGAUUUUGCUAGGUCGUAAUUUCAUUUGAACUUUCAAUAUGAUAUAAUUGUGAUCCUAUUAUCAUUUUUACGAGUCUUUUGAAUUUUAGUAGAUGAUAUGUUUAAAGGUACAAAGUCAAGUUGCCCAGUCAACGCAUUCAAAUGCACAAAGUUUCAUAUGGGGCUGGCCGCAGCCAGCCGCAAUAUAAAUUUUUUUUAAAAAAAAUUCUCUCUCUUCUCUAUCUAUUAUUCUCUUUUCUGUUUUUUAUUUUUUUUACUUGCGGUUACUAGGGGUUACUAAGUCGAGGGUUACUAGGGGUUAUUAGGUCAGUCAGGGGUUACUUGAUCAGGGGUUACUUUGUCUGGGAGGUUACUAGAGGGGUUACUUAAAUGGGGUUACUAGAGGGCUUACUAAUAUGGCACCUUGCAGUACCGUGCGGCCAGAAACGCGCUAAUCCAAAUGAGUCUACUUAUAGUCCCUUAGAAGAGAUAAGGCCAACUCAACAAACUGUAGAAAGUUCUUGCUUUAUGCACUACUAUUGAAACGUUUCAAAGGGAGAAAAAAAAAAGGUGUUAAUUAUGGUUGAUUUUAUUCACUUAUUCAACAUCAUGACCUGUCAAUUUGGGUCAACGGGCUAGGCUUGUGUUAAAUAUAAGGUAAUUUUAGUCGUUUGGUUCAACUAGUUUGUAUCAUUUAAGUUAUUAUCCUACUUCCUCCUUUUUUUUUAAUUGACAUAGAAUUAGAGACCUAUAUGAUGAGAAAUAGAUAAAAAGAAAGCAUGUACAAAUAAAGAAAUAUGGUAAUAUUUGUGGAACUUUCUAAAAUAAUAAUUAUUACAAUAUUAAGGAAAUGGGGAAGAAUGUUUAGAGUACAUCGAAAAGUCAAGUUGCCUCACCAAUCAAUCAUAUUGAGUCUAUUAAUAGCCCUUUAAAGAAAAUAGAUUAGCUAAAAGAAAAUAUAAAAAGGUAUUAAUUAUGUGCUUAUGGCUGAUUAUUCACUUAUUCAA
Messenger RNA from Chenopodium quinoa (quinoa), 3522 nucleotides. RefSeq lists its product as uncharacterized. The transcript has a single exon. The record is from RefSeq and is a predicted model, not a curated record. NCBI's taxonomy places the organism in Eukaryota, Viridiplantae, Streptophyta, Magnoliopsida, Caryophyllales, Amaranthaceae. The coding region runs from base 17 to 904 and encodes 295 amino acids.